UUUGACCUUCUUGCAGGUGAGAAAGGAAUUGGCAAAACAACUGGAAAGAAGCUGUGUUACAAGGGCACUACCUUCCACCGUGUGGUGAAGAACUUCAUGAUUCAGGGUGGGGACUUCAGCGAAGGUAAUGGAAAAGGAGGGGAAUCUAUUUAUGGUGGCUAUUUUAAAGAUGAAAACUUUAUUCUCAAACAUGACAGAGCGUUCCUUUUGUCAAUGGCAAACCGAGGGAAACAUACCAAUGGUUCCCAAUUUUUCAUAACAACAAAACCUGCUCCUCAUCUCGACGGCGUACACGUUGUCUUUGGACUGGUUAUUUCUGGGUUUGAAGUAAUAGAACAAAUAGAAAAUCUGAAAACUGAUACAGCAAGUAGGCCCUAUGCAGAUGUACGAGUCAUUGACUGUGGGGUGCUUGUUACAAAGUCAGCCAAAGAUGCUUUGGAGAAGAGGAAGAAAGUAUGUUCAGAGUCAGAAGCUUCAGACUCCUCCUCCAGUGCAUCGAGCUCGUCAGAAACUUCAUCCGACAGUGAAGCUGAAAAUGAGAGAAGCAGAAGAAGGAAACGUAAAAGAAGAGCUAAAACCAAACAGUCCAGGAAACGAAGGAAGGAGGAGAGGAAGAAAGAGGAUCCAAGGGGCAAGCGACCCUCAAACCAAAGACGCCUUUCUGACAGGAGUGACCUAACAGAGAGAGCAGUGGAUGUUAGCACAAAGAGGGACAAACCUGUGGUACGUCCUGAAGAAAUCCCCCCAGUGCCUGAAAAUAGAUUUUUGCUGCGAAGAGAUGUGCCUGUUGUCAGUGUAGAGCCUGAACCGAAGCUGCUUGAUGCUGCACCAGUUCUGACUGACCAGAAACCAUCAGUCUCUAAAUCUGGACGAAAAAUUAGAGGAAGAGGCACAAUACGAUACCACACCCCGCCUCGCUCUCGCUCCUGCUCGGAGUCUGAUGAUGAUGAGAGCAGUGAGACCCCUCCUCACUGGAAAGAGGAGAUGCAGAGACUGCGGACCUACAGAGCACCGAGUGGGGAGAAGUGGAGUAAAGGAGAUAAGCUGAGUGACCCAUGUACCAGCAGGUGGGAUGAAAGUGCAUCUAGGAGAUCAAGGUCUUGGUCCCAUAAUGGCUAUUCUGAUCUAAGUACUGUAAGGUAUUCCAGCCAUCACAAGAAGCACAGAAAGGAGAAAAAGAAGGUGAAACAUAAAAAGAAAUCUAAAAAGCAGAAGCAUUUCAAGAAGCACAAACAGACAAAGAAAAAGAAAACAGCUUCAUCGGAUGUAGAAUCUUCUCGCUCCUUCCUGAGGAGGACAAAAGCAUCUUGUGAUCGUGAGAGGAAAUCUCGUUCUUCUUCAUUGUCUUCCAGACAUUCAUCCAGAAGAGACUGGUCUAAAUCUGAUAAGGAAGACCAGAGCUCAUCAACUUUAUCAAGCAGAGGGACUCGAUCCUACUACAGGUCCAGAUCCAGGUCCAGAUCUCGGUCUAAAUCAAGAUCGUAUUCCCAAAGAAGUUCUAGGUCAAGGUCAGCCUCUAAAUCAUCACGUUCCCGAAGCAGGUCAAGGUCAAGCUCCAACUCUAGGCAUCAGAAGACAGUUUCCAAUUCUCCACGAAAUAUUUCAACACGUUUAAACGAGAACACUCUGACCAAAGCUGCUGAGCCUGUCAGAGCAGUUCUGCUCCCCAGCGACAAGGUGGUCAUCCCACCCGUCGUCCCCGAGAGCCUCCCUGUGAUACCCUUAAGUGAUAGCCCACCUCCUUCAAGGUGGAAACCCGGGCAGAAGCCUUGGAAGCCAUCUUAUGAGCGAAUUCAGGAGAUGAAAGCUAAGACAACCCACCUCUUACCCACGCAGGCUAAUUACAACUUGGUGGUGGUCAAAGAGGCAGCUGCUGCUUCCUCCUGUCGUAAGCGCCAGCGGAGCUCGGAUAGCGACCGCAGUGCUGCUUCCAAGUAUCGCAGUGACAGGAGCUCAGACAGUUGGCCCAGAUCAAGAAGCAGAUCCUCUCGAAGUAGGUCCUACUCAAGAUCUUACACGAGAUCCAGAAGCCCCUCCAGCUCUAGGACAAAAUCUCACUCUUCUGGCAGGUCCCCGUCGCAGGGUAAAUACCGCAGCGAUGGGUCGGGUUAUAGCGAGUCCACGUCCUACUACUCCCUUAGUGAUGAUGAAAGGCACAGAAACAAAAGGAAGUGUGCAUCAGGAGACCAAAAAGCUCGGUCUCUGAAGCUGAGGCAAGAGACCAGCUCUGAAAGCACUCUCCCUUAUAAGUGUGCAAAAGACUACGACGAGUCUUCCCAAGGGUUGAAAGAGAGUGACAGUUUAUCAACCUCAGACUUCUCGACAGACAGCGAGCGUUCUGCCAAAACAAAAGUGGCCCAAGAAAAAGAAGGCCACUUCCAAUUAGGAGAUCAUCAGAAACCAGAUAAAGGCAGUCUCAGCUCUGAGCGAGGGGAGGAGAAAUCCAAGCGUGGGCGGGAUGCCGACCCCGCGAAAAAGAAAGUGGCUAAGGAGAAAUCUGAGCAGCCCAGAGGUGGUGCCAAAACGAAACGAAAAUCCUAUUCGGGUAGUAAGUGGGACUCUGAAUCCAAUUCUGAAAGAGGAGAGGCAAGGCAGAACAGGGGAGAGUCCAGGGUCUCCUCUGGUAAAGAAGAAGGAGAGGCCACGUCGGGAUCUGAUACGGAGCAUAGCGUGGAUAAAAGGCUAAAAAAACAAUCAAAUUCUUCAGAAGGCUUCCUGGAUUCUGAUUGUACCUACAGGACGAACAAGCAGCUGUCAUCUUCUGAAUCUGAGAGCUCUUGUGCCAGCUCAACAAAAGGAAAGUCAAAAAAACACAAACACGCGUCCAAAAAAACCCUGAAAAAAUCCCAUUCCAAAAAAGUGAAAGAAAAGUCAAAGGGGAAAAAGGAGAAGAAACACAAAGUUCAGAAAAGAAAAGAAACGUUUCACUGGCAACCCCCCUUGGAAUUUGGGGAGGAGGAGGAGGAUGAGUUAAAUGAAAAGCUGGUUACCAAGGAUGAUAAAAAAGAAAAGCAGCUUACCAGGGACAUAAAGGAUAAAAACCAAAUUAAUGACAAGGAUGAAACAGGGGAGGAUAAAAUGGGAAAUGGGGAAAAGUCUCAUGUGGAUGAAAACCUUUUAGGUAAGAACACCACACGUGAUGCCUCACCAGGUCACAGUAACCUCAGUAAAGAGAGUGUUGAAAGCAGUGCUACAACCAGUAUCUCAACCUCAGGAAUGAAAGUGGCUGCUUGCAAGAAGGAUUUUAACCAAGCUGAAGAAAGCAACGAGAAUGGGCUGGAAGAUGUUAUCCAGACAGAUGACAACAUGGAGAUCUGCACUCCAGAGCGUAACUCACCAGGCAAGGUUGAGGUGGAUGUUUUGUCUCCUGUCAUGCUUGCUGCUAAACCUCAGGCUUUAAGUGCUGGUGCAAGCAAAGAUUUACAGGCUGAAACCCCUGAACAAGACGUUGUCAAAGUAGGAAGCAACAUUAUAGACUUUAUUAAUAUUAAAGAAGAAAAAGAAACAGGGAGGCAAGAAAAUAUCUCUGUCCCUGCAUCCAGUGCUAAAGACUGCAGUGUAAAAAGUGAAGUGGCAGAAAAUCCACAGAGCAAUGUGGUGGAUAAUAAAUGGAAACCUCUGCAAGGUGUUGGGAACUUACAGCCAGCAACCCUCAGUGCUGCCACAGAGGUUAAGAACACAGCUUCAGCACCAGAGCCUAAACCAGCAGGCUUAAGAAUUGAAAUAAAAGCUAAAAAUAAAGUGAGGCCUGGCUCUCUGUUUGAUGAGGUCAGGAAAACAGCACGGCUCAAUCGAAGGCCGAGGAACCAAGAGAGUUCCAGUGAGGAAGAAUCUCCCAGUCGAGAUAACAACAGUCCAUCCAGGAGCCUCAGCAGGUCACGAAGUAAAUCUGGAUCAAAGUCCAGACACAGAACAAGGUCCAUGUCCUACAGUCACUCCAGAAGUCGAUCCAGAAGUUCUACCUACUCAUAUAGGUCGAGAAGCUACACGAGGAGCAGGAGCAGAGGAUGGUACAGUAGAGAUCGGUCCAGGAGUCGAAGCAGUUCCUACCACAGCUACAAGAGUCGUAGUCGAACCUACAGCAGAAGCAGAUCCAGAAGUAGUUCUUACGGUCAUCACAGUCGAUCCAGUAGGUCCUACACAUAUGACAGUUACUACAGCAGGAGCAGAAGUAGAAGUAAAAGGAGUGACAGUUACAGAAGAUCUAGAAGCUACGACAGACGGUCCAGGUCUUAUGGCUCAGACAGCGAAAGCGAUCGCAGCUCCUCCAACCAUCGAAGCCCCAGUGAAAGCAGCAGAUACAGCUGA
This is a messenger RNA of Merops nubicus (carmine bee-eater), 4308 nucleotides long. RefSeq names its product natural killer cell triggering receptor (gene NKTR). The annotation marks the transcript as partial. Lineage: Eukaryota; Metazoa; Chordata; Aves; Coraciiformes; Meropidae. Gene Ontology annotation, cellular component: nucleus. The record is from RefSeq and is a predicted model, not a curated record. The transcript has 14 exons. Gene Ontology annotation, biological process: protein folding; protein peptidyl-prolyl isomerization. Gene Ontology annotation, molecular function: peptidyl-prolyl cis-trans isomerase activity.